AGAAGAGCUAUAGAGGUGCAAUGGCCAGAGCUAGAACUGGGCUUGGCCUUAUAUUUAUUGGCCUCUUGGCAGCCCAUUAGGCCUUGUAAAUCUCAGUCAUGUCUAGCUUUAAUUAAGCCAUCUGGCCCGUUCUAUGCCGAAAUGGUCCAGAAUGUGAAAGGCUGUGUUUGUCUGUUUGAUGCCGCCAUAAAGAUUGUUUUGGGGACUCCAAAGCUCAAAACAGAAAAGGAGUUACUAUUAAGCAUAAUGACUUUCAUUUCCUUAUUCACGGCCACAUUCUUCGUCCUUUUCUACAGCUUGUGGCAGCCAUUUCUCUUCGGCAACCACGCCAAAAUCGAGCAGGACAAAAAUAAAUUAGUUGUGAAAGAUGAGCUCCAGAUAGCCUUGGAGAAGGCCUCGACGGCGGAGGGCAAAACGGUAAUUAUCUCCGUGGUCAACUCGGCCUACGCGGAGCCGCAGGAUGAGGUGGGCCCGGCCAUGAUGGAUCUAUUCCUCGAGGGGUUUUGGGCCGGGGAGGGGAUCCGGCCGCUCGUGGGCCGUUUACUGGUGGUGUCUGUGGACCGGGAGGCCCAUGAGAGGUGCCUGUUUCGUGGGCUGAACUGCUAUAUGCUGGCGGCGGAUGACGUGGAUGGCGGCGGAGGCGGUUUAGCCGGGGAGAAGGAGUUCAUGUCGAAUGGGUUUGUAGAAAUGAUGUGGAUGAGGACUCGUUUCCUAUUGGAUGUGCUCAAGAGGGGAUUUAGCUUCAUAUUCACGGACACAGAUGUGCUAUGGCUAAGGGACCCUUUCACAUCAUUGAGCUCGAACGAAACCAUAGACCUACAAAUAAGCGUCGAUUUCGUCAAUCGCAACUCGUCCCUAAACCGAAUUCCCAUCAACACGGGCUUUUACUUCGUGAGAUCCAACGAGAAAACCGUGUCAUUAUUCAAAAUGUGGUACGACAUGCGGGAAAACUCGACCGGCAUGAAAGAACAAGACGUGCUAGAAAAACUCAUGAUAGACGGGUUUCUCGAAAAACACGGCCUCAAAACGAGAUUUCUCGACUCUACGUACUUCAGCGGAUUCUGUGAGGACAGUCGAGAUAUCGAGCGAGUGGCAACCGUGCACGCCAACUGUUGCCGGAGCAUAAGUGCCAAGGUGGCAGAUUUAAAGGCAGUUUUGAAGGUAUGGAAAAAGUUUCGGAAUGACAAAAGUACGGGAAACUGGUACGGAAACUUUCAAUGGCCCAGUCAUACGUCAUGCAUAGAUUCAUGGAACGUGACGAAGAUGUAUAAUGGUAGAAACAUUAAUAAGCAAACAAUGGAGAAGUCCAAAAAGUGCUCCGAUUUCAUGAGCCUUGCAAUAUUCAUCUCUUUAUUCCUAGCAGCUGCUCUUCUUCUUCUUCUUCUAUUUUCUUGGCAAACCUUACCAUACACGCCUUUAUUUAUUCAAACGACUAACCAUCCCUCUAUAGCGCCAAAUAAAUCGUCAAAUAUGGUGAAAAAAGAUGAUCUCCAAAUAGCUCUGGAGAAAGCUUCAAUGGCAAACAAGACGUUAAUAAUCGCUUUCGUCAACGAAGCUUACGUGGAGCCGCACGAAGACGAGUACCCAACGAUGCUAGAUCUCUUUCUCGAGGGCUUUUGGGCCGGGGAGGGGACUGGGCCGCUAUUGGGCCACCUACUGGUGGUGUCCAUGGACCGGGCGGCCCACCGGAGGUGCGAGUUCCGGCGGCUGAACUGUUACGAGCUGGCGGCGGGCGGCGGCAAUUUUGCCGGAGAGAAAGUUUACAUGAGUGAUGGAUUUAUAGAGAUGAUGUGGCGGAGGACUCGUUUCCUAUUGGAGGUUUUAAACCGAGGAUUUAGCUUCGUCUUCACGGAUACAGAUAUAUUAUGGCUGAGAAAUCCAUUCACAAGAUUGAUGAUAAAUACCGAAAAAGCCCUCGACAUGCAAAUAAGCACCGAUCGAUUUAAUGGCAACUCAAAAUCCGAAAAAAACCCGAUCAACACGGGAUUUUACUUUGUCCGAUCCAACAAAAACACAAUCUCAUUGUUCCAAACAUGGUACAACACAAGGAAAAACUCGACGGGACUCAAAGAACAAGACGUGCUAGCAAAUUUAAUACGUGACGGGAUUUUUAAAAGAUUAGGUCUCCGUAUAGAAUAUCUCGACACGUUGUACUUCAGCGGGUUUUGCAAGGACAGUCGGGAUAUCGAGCUUGUGGCGACUGUUCAUGCCAAUUGUUGUAGAAGCAUCAAGGCCAAAGUUGCUGAUUUGAAGAGGGUUUUGCAUGAUUGGAAGAGGAGAAAGAAAAGGGGAAAAAAGGUUAACAAAAAUGGCAACACUGAGGAAUUUGAAGAUAAGACAUCGACGUGCAAGCGCAUACUGAAGGAGCUCCAUUCCUACGAGAAAGAGGUCGAAACAGAGGCCGCUAAGACCGCCGAUAUGAAGGCCAAAGGGGCCGAUCCCUACGACCUCAAGCAACAGGCCGAGCUAGAGGAGUCUGGUGAACAAGGAGGCUCAGAAUAUGAUGAUGCUCGGAGCAUAGUUUCAGAGAUGUUGUGU
Molecule: messenger RNA, 2538 nt
Organism: Striga asiatica
Lineage: Eukaryota; Viridiplantae; Streptophyta; Magnoliopsida; Lamiales; Orobanchaceae
Source: the annotation of a GenBank genome assembly